Cervus elaphus (red deer) is the source of this 3701-nucleotide messenger RNA. RefSeq names its product kinesin family member C3 (gene KIFC3). NCBI's taxonomy places the organism in Eukaryota, Metazoa, Chordata, Mammalia, Artiodactyla, Cervidae. Gene Ontology annotation, biological process: microtubule-based movement. The record is from RefSeq and is a predicted model, not a curated record. Bases 196 to 3012 code for a protein of 938 amino acids. The transcript has 22 exons. Gene Ontology annotation, molecular function: microtubule motor activity; ATP binding; microtubule binding.
UUUCCUGUGGAAAGUGUGCGGGAGGGGCCGGAGCGGGGCGGGAGCGGGGCGGGCCAAGGAGGCGGUGGCGUGGAGCUGCCUCCCGCCGGCGGGCCGGGCCGGGCCGAGCCCCAGGCGCUGCGGCGACGCCGGGAUCCUGCCUCCGCCAGGCCGGCUGCCCGGCGCCCGGAGGAGGCUACUAAGCCCCGCCGGGCCAUGGUCCCGUCUCGCAGGACGUGGAACCUGGGAGCCACGCCCUCGCUGCGCGGCCUGUGGCGAGUGGGCCGGGCCGGGGAGCCCGAGCCGGGGAUGGCUCGCCCCGCCCCAGCCAGCCCGGCCGCCCGCCCUUUCCCACACACCGGCCCAGGGAGGUUGAGAACUGGGCGUGGAAAAGACAGCCCGGCCGGCGGUGACGAGGACUCGGGCGCCCGAAGUGCAGCUCGCCCGGCCCUGGCUCAGUGCCGAGCCCUCAGCGUGGACUGGGCUGGCCCCGGGAGCCCCCACAGGCUCUACCUGACCCUGCAGCAGGCCCUGCGGGACAAGGGGUGCGAGAGCAAGAGUCAGGGGACGAAAGAAGAGAAGCCCCUGAAGAGGCAGGCGCCGGCCCCCAGGAGGGACCGGGAGGCCCAGGAAGCUGGUGGCGCCAUGAAUGUAGAGAAAACAGGUGGGCGGCCCUUUGGCAGCGGGAGGUGCUCGAGCCUGUCGGGGUCGCCCGGUGCCACCCCCGUGGUACAUAGGAUGGUGGAGGCCAUGUCCCAGCUGCGGGAGGAGAAAGCCCAGCUGCAGGAGGAGCUGGUGGCCCUGCGGGAGAGGCUGGCUGUCCGUGACAGUGAGCAGCAAGCCACGUCCACGCAGCUGCAGAACCAGGUGGAACACCUGAAGGAGAAACUCAUAAGCCAGGCCCAGGAAGUGAGCCGCCUUCGAUCUGAGCUGGGAGGCACCGACUUGGAGAAGCACCGGGACCUGCUGAUGGUGGAGAAUGAGCGACUGAGGCAGGAGAUGCGGCGCUGCGAGGCGGAGCUGCAGGAGCUGAGGGCCAAGCCGGCAGCCCCCUGUACAGGCUGCGAGCACAGCCAGGAGAGCGCCCAGCUCCGCAACAGGCUGUCCCAGCUGCAGCUGGAGGUGGCGGAGAACAAAGGCCUGCUGUCAGAGCUGAACCUGGAGGUGCAGCAGAAGACCGACCGGCUGGCCGAGGUGGAGCUGCGGCUCAAGGACUGCCUGGCUGAGAAGGCGCAGGAGGAGGAGAGGCUCAGCCGGCGCCUGCGAGACAGCCACGAGACCAUCGCCAGCCUGCGCGCCCAGUCACCGCCCAUCAAGUAUGUCAUCAAGACCGUGGAGGUGGAGUCGUCCAAGACCAAGCAGGCCCUCAGCGAGUCGCAGGCCCGGAACCAGCACCUGCAGGAGCAGGUGGCCAUGCAGAGGCAGGUGCUGAAGGAGAUGGAGCAGCAGCUGCAGAGUUCACACCAGCUGACGGCCCAGCUCCGGGCGCAGAUCGCCAUGUAUGAGUCGGAGCUGGAGAGGGCCCACGGGCAGAUGCUGGAAGAGAUGCAGUCCCUGGAGGAGGACAAGAACCGGGCCAUCGAGGAGGCCUUUGCCAGAGCCCAGGUGGAGAUGAAGGCGGUACACGAGAACCUGGCAGGCGUCCGGACCAACCUGCUGACGCUGCAGCCAGCGCUGCGGACCCUGACCAACGACUACAAUGGGCUCAAGCGUCAGGUGCGCGGCUUCCCGCUGCUGCUGCAGGAGGCCCUCAAGAGCGUCAAGGCCGAGAUCGGCCAGGCCAUCGAGGAGGUCAACAGCAACAACCAGGAGCUGCUGCGCAAGUACCGCCGGGAGCUACAGCUGCGUAAAAAGUGCCACAACGAGCUCGUGCGGCUGAAAGGGAACAUCCGGGUGAUUGCCCGUGUCCGGCCAGUCACCAAAGAGGACGGGGAAGGACCAGAGGCGACCAAUGCUGUGACCUUUGAUCCCGAUGACGACUCCAUCAUUCACUUGCUGCACAAAGGAAAGCCUGUCUCCUUCGAGCUGGACAAGGUCUUCUCCUCACAGGCCUCACAACAGGACGUGUUCCAGGAGGUGCAGGCCCUCAUCACCUCCUGCAUUGAUGGCUUCAAUGUCUGCAUCUUCGCCUACGGCCAGACGGGUGCUGGCAAGACGUACACAAUGGAGGGGACCCCUGAGAACCCAGGCAUCAACCAGCGGGCCCUGCGGCUGCUCUUCUCUGAGGUGCAGGAGAAAGCGUCCGACUGGGAGUACACCAUCACCGUCAGUGCCGCGGAGAUCUACAAUGAGGUCCUCAGGGACCUGCUGGGACAGGAGCCCCAGGAGAAACUGGAAAUCCGGCUGUGCCCAGACGGCAGCGGGCAGCUAUACGUGCCGGGGCUGACCGAGUUCCAGGUGCAGAGCGUGGAGGACAUCAACAAGGUGUUCGAGUUCGGCCACACCAACCGCACCACGGAGUUCACCAACCUGAACGAACACAGCUCGCGCUCGCACGCCCUGCUCAUCGUGACGGUGCGCGGCGUGGACUGCAGCACCGGCCUCCGCACCACGGGGAAGCUGAACCUGGUGGACCUGGCCGGCUCGGAGCGCGUGGGCAAGUCGGGGGCGGAGGGCAGCCGCCUGCGGGAGGCACAGCACAUCAACAAGUCGCUGUCGGCCCUGGGCGAUGUCAUCGCUGCCCUGCGCUCCCGUCAGGGCCACGUGCCCUUCCGCAACUCCAAGCUCACCUACCUGCUGCAGGACUCGCUCAGCGGGGACAGCAAGACCCUCAUGGUGGUGCAGGUGUCCCCUGUGGAGAAGAACACCAGUGAGACGCUCUACUCCCUCAAGUUUGCUGAGAGGGUGCGCUCUGUGGAGCUGGGCCCUGGGUCCCGCAGGACAGAGCUCGGGUCAUGGUCCAGCCAGGAGCACCUAGAGUGGGAGCCAGCUUGCCAGACGCCACAGCCCUCAGCGCGAGCCCAUUCGGCCCCUGGCUCUGGGACCACUAGCCGCCCAGGCUCCAUCAGGAGGAAGCUGCAGCCCUCAGCCUGACGGCUGGGGCUGCAGAGUCUCCAGGGAAGUCCAGGCCGUUGCCCGUGUGAUGGACAUGCCCACCCUGCCGGACCAGGGACCAGCGACUGGGUCUCCACGCACGGCUGGCCUGCCCCCGCUGCAGCGUCUGGAGCCCGUGAAGCAGAGGCCAGAGUGGAGGCGCCUCUUUGACCCCAUCUCCCCUGAGAUGAGAAACAUGUUCAGAAGGAAACCCUGUCUCUUGGCUGUGGCUCUGGGUGCAAGUGGCACAGGCUGGAAGGGCGGGCCCAGGCCAUCAGUGUGGGCCCUUGUGGGGAGGGCAAGUGUGUUGUGUGGGAGGGUGGGCCCUCGCCCGGGCUGGCCCAACCCUCCCCAGCCCGCAGGGCCCCUGCAGAAGGCACAGGAACUGUGGGAGCUGGGUGGUUGGUGGGCAGCCCUGUCCUGCUCUUCUCUGGGAGUAGAGCAUCUCGCCAGGCGUGUAUAUAGUGUUCCUAGGUGUACACAGGAGGCCUGCUCCUGCCGCGGGUCGGGCUUUAUUUAUGGCCGGCAGGAGGCCAGUGAGUGGGGAUCUUGCUGCUCCCCUCUUCUGCCUGGCACCAGGCUGUCUCCCUGCUCACUAGCCUCUUGAAAUUUUCCUCCCUCUGAAAUCCUAUUUAAGAACUUUUGGAAGCUUAGCCAUUUUUACUUAUUAAAAUAACCUUUUUACACAA